UCCAAAGAUUUGUCUCCAACUUCAAUUAUCAGAGUAGGCGUUUUUUUGCAGUUCAAGCUCUAAAAUGGAAAUUUCUGCAGAGAUUCAAGAAGGUUUGCAGUUGGCUGGGAGCUCUGCUAGAGUACAAGAUAAAGCCUUUGAGCCAUUAUUGCAGAAAAUAUUCUCAGACGUGUCGGAACCUGGUAGUAAUGAAGAUGGUGAUGGAGCAGUGUCAGCUAUCGAACCAGCAGUCUUGAAGGAAAGCUAUGCCUCCCUGUAUACACUGGUGUUAGAAGCAGCUAAACAUGAUGCAGACAACAGUUCCAUCAGCUCCAUCUUAGAAGACAAUAAGUUCAGUCAGGAUAGGAUCGAUGCCUUCCUCAAGCAUUUCCAGGAGAAGAAGCAAGAGAUAAGAUCCAUGCUGAGCAACAUCGGUCACACUCCUCCUCAUAUCGUUGAUGUGGAUUGGCGGUUAGACUUCUAUCUAAAGAACAAGCACAUCGAUAAGAUCAAUCAGCCGACCUAUCUGAUAAACCUCAAGACAGAGCAGGGUCAUCGAGGUGCCAAAGAUAUACAGUUUAGCUGUUCGCUUGAACAGUUACAGGACCUAGUUGGAAAACUGAAGGAUGCAACAAAAAGCCUAGAAAAAGCAGCUCAAGGCUCAUAGCAGUACAACCUUUUAGAUGUAAAUAUACAGAGAGUAGUUUUAUACGGGCGAUAGCUGAGGAUAGUAGAACAAUAUCUUAUAAUAUUACACGCAACUUAUGAUAAUUCAUUCCAAGGUUUCUCAAACCAUUAGCAUUUAAAGAUGUUUUUCAAGAAAGCUAAGAUUCAAACUGUCAACAUUUGAGAAACGACAAACAAUGGUCAACAGUGAAAAUAUAAUAUAGUUACAAUUUCAUCCUCCAGAAAUAGGGAUGUUUGGUCUCUUCAAAGGCAUGGUGCAUGUAAGUUAAAUUAUAGAUCUUUGUGUCUCUUUUAAAUUAAGGUGAUGUUGAGUUCUGGUCACUUGUUUACAUUGUGAGGUUCUGGAAUUGUAAAAACUAUAAGAAAUUGGCCCAGUCUUGAUAAAAUUCACAUGCCCUGUACAUAGAAAUGUGUAUAUAUGACUACACAAACAGGUGGCAUGAAAGUGUGGUCGACAACAUUUACCUAUUACUUGUCGUUUGUUGAACUUGAGGUUAAUUGAAGAGCCAUCUGUUUCAGUGGACAUUUUUCUUAUCUUACUCUUCAUCUCUGAUAUAAAAAGAAUAGAAAAGAUCUGACAAUUAUUUUUCAACUUCUCCAAAAGUCAAACAUUCUCUAUAACGCCAGAUGCAGGCAAGUUUGUGAUUUUUAUGUGCUCUUUCCUUUGUACUAGAAGUAUCAGGUAGCUUCUGUAUGAAAUCCAAUAAAAUACGCAAAAUAUGUUUUGACAUGUGUUACUAAGUGACGUUUAAGUGACUAGUAGUGUAUCGAAACAGAUGUA
Molecule: messenger RNA, 1447 nt
Organism: Strongylocentrotus purpuratus (purple sea urchin)
Lineage: Eukaryota; Metazoa; Echinodermata; Echinoidea; Camarodonta; Strongylocentrotidae
Product: COMM domain-containing protein 3
Exons: 5
Coding region: 65-646 (193 amino acids)
Biological process (GO): sodium ion transport
Source: RefSeq, a predicted model, not a curated record